AGCUGCAGGUGUGGCCCAGGUGGGACUCGCCGCCGUGGUUGCUCUCGCACUUGCUGCCUGUGGCCUCUGACUCCCGCCGGCUCCCCGCGGGCGCGGCAUGCGUGUCCGAGCGCCCCGCUGGCCUCCCUCUGCCGCGGGCCCCUGCCGGUCCCCGUGUCCACAGUGGAGACAGAGUUGGAAUCCUUCCAGGCGACCUGGAAUUCAACAGUAGAACCCAUCCCGAAGGGCUCUGCUCUCUGGGGGAGGCUCCUUGCAUACAGUCCUAAGGCUGCGUCCCAGCGACCAGAUCACAAAGGUGAAAAUGAGUUCUUCAGGAAGAAGAAAAGGCAAGCCAGGAAAAGGAAGUGGAAAGGGGUCUUCUAGAGGAGGGAAAGGAGGCAGGAGUCACUCUAGCAAAUCUCAUGGCGGAGGCGGAGGUGGUGGAGGCGGCGGUGGAGGCAACAGAAAGGCCUCGAAUAGGAUCUGGGAUGACGGCGAUGACUUCUGUAUCUUCAGUGAAUCAAAGCACCCUCCCAGGCCCAGCAGCAGUAGCAGCAGCAGUGUUAAAAAGGGAGAGGUGCGCCCCCGCUGGAAGUCAGGAGCCAAGGCACCCCUUCAGAAGCUCCACAUGACAUCCGAGAACCAGGAGAAAGUGAAAGCUCUCCUCCGAGACCUGCAGGAGCAGGACGCCGACGCAGGCUCUGAAAAAGGCGUUUCUGGGGAGGAGGAGGAGCAAGAGGAACAGGAGGAGGAAGAGGAAGACGAUGAACCUGAGUGUGAUGAGGAACAGUGCUGGGCGGCGGGGCGAGAAGCUUCCCUCGUUCCCGACUGUGACCCCCUGGAAUACUUCGGCUCUGGACCAGCAGAGCCCUACUGUCCAGAGCUGCCAGUGUCUCCAAUUGCUGUGCAGAAGCUUUCCAGGUAUGGCUUCCACCCUGAGCGUUGCCAGGUAGCCCUGAGGAUCUGCGACGGGGAUGUGGGAGCCUCACUCGAACACCUGCUUACCCAGUGCUUCUCUGAGGCCUUCAAAGAGAGGCUAAGGCCCUCGCAGGCCAGGGCACAGAUCAGCCUGGAAGAGUGUGUGGAGCAGCGUCAGGAAGAGGCAUUGGCUCUCAGAUCCAUCUGUGGGGAGAAAUUCAUUGAAAGAAUCCAGAACAGGGUCUGGACCAUUGGCUUAGAACUAGAGUACUUGACAAGUAAAUUCUGCAAAUCCAAGCAAAAGGAAAGUGCCAGAAACAUGCAGGAGAAUGUGCCUGAAGUCUGUAAGUUUUACCUCAAAGGAAGUUGUAAAUUUGGGUCAAAAUGCAAAUUCAAACACGAAGUGCCCCCAAAUCAAAUUAUCGGAAGAAUAGAAAAAAGUAUUGAUGAUUCUCAUCUUAAUGCCAGCGAAGACGCACCCUUUUUAUACGAACUUGAAAUCAGAUUUUCUAAAGACCACAAAUACCCCUACCAAGCGCCCCUUGUGGCAUUUUAUUCCACUAAUGAGAACCUACCUCUGGCUUGUCGUUUACACAUUUCCGAGUUUCUUUUUGGCAAAGCCUUGACAUUUGCAGAAAGUGCAGAACCCGUCGUAUAUUCUUUGAUAACUCUCUUAGAGGAAGAAUCAGAAAUAGACAAGUUACUGGCAAAUACCAACCACAAGUACAGUGUCCCUCCCUUGAACUUGCCGCCCGACGCUUCUGGGACCAGAAUGCAUCAGCCUGCCUGGCGUAAACCAGCGUCCGCAAGUCCUCUUACUUCAAAUCACACUCCAGAAGUUGAAAAAGACUCAGAGCUCGAGGAGGAGUCAGAUGAGGAUGAAGGUCCUGCAUCCAUUAUAGUGGAGAACGAAAGCUAUGUGAAUCUUAAGAAAAAGAUUUCCAAACAAUAUGACUGGCAGGCCAAGUCCGUACACGCUGAGAAUGCUAAAAUCUGCAAGCAGUUCCGAAUGAAGCAGGCUUCCAGACAAUUCCAGUCAAUUCUGCAAGAAAGACAAUCACUCCCUGCCUGGGAAGAAAGAGAAACCAUCCUUAAAUUGUUGAGCAAGCACCAAGUGCUCGUUAUCAGUGGUAUGACUGGAUGUGGAAAAACCACCCAGAUCCCCCAGUUUAUUCUGGACGAGUCUCUGAAUGGCCCACCGUGGAAGGUGGCUAACAUCAUCUGUACCCAGCCCCGACGCAUCUCUGCCAUUUCUGUGGCUGAGCGGGUUGCCAAGGAGCGAGCAGAGAGAGUGGGUCUGACUGUGGGCUAUCAGAUCCGGCUGGAAAGCGUCAAGUCCUCGGCCACCAGGCUGCUGUACUGCACCACUGGCGUGCUGCUGCGGAGGCUGGAGGGAGACGCCACCCUCCACGGGGUCACCCAUAUCAUCAUCGACGAAGUGCACGAGCGGACAGAGGAGAGUGACUUCUUGCUUCUGGUUUUGAAGGACAUUGUAUCACAGAGACCGACUCUUCAAGUCAUUCUAAUGAGUGCAACUUUAAAUGCUGAGCUUUUUUCAGAAUACUUCCGCUCCUGCCCAGUCAUUACUAUACCAGGUCGCACAUUUCCUGUUGAUCAGUUUUUCCUGGAAGAUGCAAUUGCUGUGACAAGGUACGUGCUGCAGGACGGGAGCCCCUACUUGCGCUCACUGAAGCACCUCACUCGGGAGAGGCUGAGGGCGCGGCGCAACAGAACAGCCUUCGAGGAGGUGGAGGAGGACCUGCGUCUGGGGCUGCACCUGGAGGACUCCGGCCCUGCCAGCGACGCCUUGCCCGACCAGCAGCUCGACUUCAAGCAGCUCAUGGCGCGCUACAGAGGCGUUAGCAAAUCGGUCAUUAAGACGAUGUCCGUCAUGGAUUUUGAGAAGGUUAACCUUGAGUUAAUAGAGGCCUUGUUAGAGUGGAUCGUGAACGGAAAGCACUCCUACCCCCCAGGUGCUAUACUUGUGUUUUUACCGGGCCUCGCAGAGAUCAAAAUGCUUUAUGAGCAACUGCAGUCAAAUUCACUUUUCAACAACAGGCGCAGCCACCGCUGCGUGGUCCACCCCCUGCACUCAUCCCUGUCCAGUGAGGAGCAGCAGGCUGUGUUCACAAAACCCCCAGCUGGCAUCACCAAAAUCAUCAUCUCCACCAACAUCGCAGAGACCUCUGUCACCAUUGAUGACGUCGUCUACGUCAUCGACUCUGGGAAGAUGAAAGAAAAGAGGUACGAUGCCAGCAAAGGGAUGGAGAGUCUCGAGGACACUUUUGUCUCUCAGGCCAACGCGCUGCAGAGGAAGGGGCGAGCCGGCCGGGUGGCCUCCGGGGUGUGCUUCCAUCUCUUCACCAGCCACCACUUCACCCACCACCUGUUAAAGCAGCAGCUGCCAGAGAUCCAGCGAGUGCCUCUGGAGCAGCUGUGCCUCAGAAUUAAAAUCCUAGAGAUGUUUAAUGCUUACAAGCUCCAGUCUGUCUUCUCUCGGCUCAUUCAACCUCCACACGCUGACUCCCUCCGCACCUCCAAAAUUCGCCUCCAAGACCUGGGGGCACUGACACCGGAUGAGAAACUGACCCCGCUGGGGUACCACUUGGCCUCUCUGCCAGUGGACGUGCGGAUCGGCAAGCUGAUGCUAUUUGGCUCCAUCUUCCGCUGCCUGGACCCCGCCCUCACCAUCGCUGCCUGCCUGGCCUUCAAGUCUCCUUUCGUAUCUCCCUGGGAUAAAAAAGAAGAAGCUAAUCAGAAAAAGCUAGAAUUUGCCUUCGCAAACAGCGAUUACAUGGCCCUUCUCCGAGCCUACAAGGGAUGGCAGCUGAGCCUGAAAGAAGGCAUGCGAGCAAGCUACAAUUACUGCAGGGUCAACUUCUUGUCAGGAAGAGUUCUUCAGGAAAUGGCCAGCCUCAAACGACAGUUCACUGAAUUAUUAUCUGACAUAGGGUUUGCAAAGGAGGGCCUCAGAGCCAGGGAGAUAGAGAAGAGGGCCCAUGUGGGAGACGGUAUCUUGGAUGCCACAGGAGAGGAGGCGAACGCGAAUGCCGAGAACCACAAGCUGAUUUCCGCAAUGCUGUGCGCGGCCCUGUACCCCAAUGUCGUGCAGGUGAAGAUCCCUGAAGGAAGGUUCCAGAGAACCAGCACCGGCGCUGUGAGGUUGCCGCCCAAGUCAGACGAGCUGAAGUUUGCCACCAAGAAUGAUGGCUACGUGCACAUCCACCCGUCCUCAGUGAACUACCAGGUGAGACACUUUGACAGCCCAUACCUGGUGUACCACGAGAAGAUCAAGACCAGCCGUGUAUUCAUCCGCGACUGCAGCAUGGUGUCUGUGUACCCGCUGGUCCUGUUCGGGGGCGGCCAAGUCCGAGUGCAGCUGCACAGGGGCGAGUUCGUGGUCUCGCUGGACGACGGCUGGAUCCGCUUCGCAGCUGCUUCCCAUCAGGUGGCCGAGCUAGUGAAGGAGCUUCGCUGCGAGCUGGACCAGCUGCUGCAGGACAAGAUCAAGAACCCGAGCAUGGACCUGUGCACCUGCCCGCGGGGCUCCCGCAUCAUCAGCACCAUCGUCAAGCUGGUCACCACGCAGUGAGGCCCCGCCUGGGGAUGCCGCUGGCCGAGCCCCUCCACUGCAGCCCUGCACCUGCCUGGCGUGGCAAGGGGCUACACCGCACUGCCACGCAGCAGGUCACUCCCAGCACAAUUCCGACGGUCCUCGUGGGAGUGGAGACCAGCUUGCUCUACUUUCUCUGUCCUGCUCAGUAUGAGGUGCCCCUGCAGCACCAACAUGGGCGUUUAAUACAAACCUGUUCUCACCUGUGUGCUGCUCUUCUGCUUCUUAGGGGUCAUGGGGGUGAUGGGAAGUGGGCUCAGCUGAGAAAAGAGAAGAAAAAAACCAGGAAACAAAUGAUGUGAACAAGAAAAAAUGCUUUUGCUUUAAGCUACUGGGAAUAAACUUGACUUGUGAGGAAUCAUUAUUUCCUCAUUAAAGGUAAGCCCAGAAAACAGAUUUGGGGAGCUCUUAUUGGAUGCUAAUGAGAAAUAGCCCUUAAAAACUGAACAGUCUGGGUGGCAUCAUCCAUCCUCACCCUGGACUCUGUCAGCAGGGCUGCCACAGCUGGGCUAGAAAAAGGUGCCCCUAGCCCAUCUGCAACCAUAAAGAGACCACCAGGAGCUGUGGCCCUCCAUGCAAGCUCAAGGGGCAGGGGGAACGACACUUUGAAAAACUGAGCACCCUUAACAGAUGCCUGGACGUUUGCCUUUCGGCCUGGAAACAGACCACAGCGCUGAAAGUGAAAGGGUUCGUGUCCGUCCACUCCGGGGCGUGGUCUUCACCUGCCCAGAUCACACAAAAUUGAAGCUCAACACAGCCACCUUUACAGCUAAGGGUGUUUAUCCAUCGAGGUUUUUCCUCCGAUUUUCAGAAUGAGCCCCUCCCUCACGGUCACUCCUCCGAUUUUCAGAAUGAGCCCCUCCCUCACAGUCACUCUCAGGCGUGCAGAAGCUCAGUGUACUCUGAGCUCAGGCUCUGAACAGCAGCUCUGAAAGGCAUCUGUCCAUUUCCGCUAUGCCUCACUGCAAGCCCCACGUGUGCACGUCAGGUCCACAGCUCCCUGAGGGCCUGCGCAGUGAGAAUCACGUGACACGCCUCUUCACUGGGACGUUCAGGAGAAACCGCACUGACCUUCUAGGACAGUUUCAGAAGCAGCCAGCCUCUUGCUCUUGGCUCUGCACACAGACAGCUGGGGAGACAGCAUAUUGGUAAUGCAGAAGCCCUUCAUGCCUGAGACACCAAACAUCCCACGUUCAGUCCCCAGCACCACCAUAAGUUGGAGCUGAGCAAGACUCAGGUUUAAAAAAAAAAAAAAAAAAACUGAGAAAGCAAAACACCCCCACCCCUUGGGUGGCCAGAUAUAACCAGUCACCCACAAAUGCACAAAUCUGUCAUUUUAGACAUGCCAGAAUGUGAAAAGGACUGUGGGGCCUUGCCUGGAAGGCCCUGGCUAAGAAAAACUUUGCCCCAAGAGAUGAGUCUUUGAGAUGUCUUUGGGAUAAGGCAGCAGACUGGGCCUCUGGUUCAAGGUGAGGCUGCAGUCUGCAUUUCGAAGUAAAAGUGUUGCCUCCUCAAUAAGGUGGUCAGUGUGUAGUGUUAACUUGAUGGACAGGUCUGUAAGUGUUUUCUUAAAUGUCUUUUAAUUCUAUUCCAGUCUUACUAGGGAAGAAUAUUAAUAAAGUACUUGCUACGAAAAUA
Molecule: messenger RNA, 6148 nt
Organism: Erinaceus europaeus (western European hedgehog)
Lineage: Eukaryota; Metazoa; Chordata; Mammalia; Eulipotyphla; Erinaceidae
Gene: DHX57
Product: DExH-box helicase 57
Exons: 25
Coding region: 302-4489 (1395 amino acids)
Cellular component (GO): intracellular anatomical structure
Molecular function (GO): RNA binding; protein binding; ATP binding
Source: RefSeq, a predicted model, not a curated record